CGUCAGUAGCAAGCGCCGCUCCGCACGGGUGAAAUAUGGACUCGGUCCAAACAGACUGGCCGAAGGACGGAGGAGGGAUGAAGAGGAGGCGUGACGACGAGGAGAUCUCCUCCACCAACAAACAGGUCCCGGACCACGGGGUCAAGGUGGCGAGUCAUUACAACAAGCUGCAGGAAGUGGGUCUCGCUGCUCGCAGCCAGAGCAGAAUCUUCUUCAUGAGGAACUUCAACAAUUGGCUCAAGAGCGUGCUGAUCGGUGAGAUCCUGGAGCAGGUGAGGGGGGCGGAGCCUGGACCGGUGUCAGUGCUGGACCUGGGGUGUGGAAAAGGAGGAGACCUGCUGAAGUGGAGGAAAGGAGGAAUCGAUCACCUCGUGUGUGCAGACAUCGCCGAAGUGUCGGUGGAGCAGUGCCGCAGCCGCUACGAAGACAUGCGGCGGAGAAGUCACGUCAGGGAGAAAAUCUUCACGGCUCAGUUCAUCACAGCAGACUGCUCCAAGGAGCUGCUGUCAGAGAAGCUGGAGUCCACCGAGCUGUUUGACAUCUGCAGCUGUCAGUUUGUGUAUCAUUACUCCUUCGAGAGCGAGACGAAGGCCGACAUGAUGCUGAGGAAUGCGUGCGAGCGUCUGAAACCAGGAGGCUUUUUCAUCGGGACCACGCCGGACGCCUUCGAGCUGGUGAAGCGUCUGGAGGCGUCGGACUCCCUGUCCUUUGGGAACCAGAUCUUCGACGUGUCAUUCCAGUCUAAAGGCUCGUACCCGCUGUUCGGCUGUCAGUACCACUUCAGCCUGGAGGGCGUGGUCAACGUGCCCGAGUUCCUGGUCUACUUCCCCCUGCUGGAACACAUGGCGAAGCGCUACAGGAUGCGGCUGGUGUUGAAGCAACGGUUCUGGCAGUUCUUCCAGGAGAGAGUGAAGAAGGAGCAGCAUCGCAGCCUUAUGGCCAAGAUGAUGGCUCUGGAGACGUAUUCCCAUGAAGACCCUGGUCAACCCUCUGAAGACAGCACAGGAGAGUACUGCCAUGCUAAAGAGUACUGUGGCAGAGCUGGAGUGAAACUCCCAGUGGGAACUCUGAGCAGAUCUGAGUGGGAAGCAGCCAGUAUCUACCUGGUGUUUGUCUUCCAGAAGAUGUCCUGAGUCAACGCUGGGGGUUUGACUUUGUAUUUUCUUAGUUUGUUCUGUUUCACUCCAAACUGUUGGUGACUUGUUGUAAAACAAACUUCAACUCAAACUUGAUGUUUUGUUUUGGGGGUUUAGUUGUUGUUGCUGUUCUUGUUGAGAUAAGUGAAAGAAGUUUGAGGGGACUCAAUAAAUAAAUAAAACCUGAAAUCUGCAGCAUGAGGAGUUCU
Molecule: messenger RNA, 1345 nt
Organism: Salarias fasciatus (jewelled blenny)
Lineage: Eukaryota; Metazoa; Chordata; Actinopteri; Blenniiformes; Blenniidae
Gene: rnmt
Product: RNA (guanine-7-) methyltransferase
Exons: 11
Coding region: 36-1133 (365 amino acids)
Biological process (GO): 7-methylguanosine mRNA capping
Cellular component (GO): nucleus
Molecular function (GO): mRNA 5'-cap (guanine-N7-)-methyltransferase activity
Source: RefSeq, a predicted model, not a curated record